Messenger RNA from Caenorhabditis elegans, 766 nucleotides. It is a transcript of the gene thoc-7, whose product is annotated as THO complex subunit 7 homolog. The coding region runs from base 1 to 633 and encodes 210 amino acids. The record is from RefSeq and is marked reviewed. The transcript is spliced from 5 exons. Gene Ontology annotation, biological process: mRNA processing. Gene Ontology annotation, cellular component: nucleus; THO complex part of transcription export complex. Lineage: Eukaryota; Metazoa; Nematoda; Chromadorea; Rhabditida; Rhabditidae.
AUGAAAGAGGACACUUUGCUCCGAAAGCUUGUGGCCGACGGCGAAGGAGUUGGCGAUGAUCGUAAAGUUCAGCAAAUUGCCACGUUUUUCCGUGAAAGUAGAAAGGAGGAUGCGAAGACUUCUGUUCCCGAAGCAGUGAAGGUUACCAAAGCUCUCGAGUUUUUGGAGUUGUCGAUGUUGAAGCAGAAAAGAAUAUCCCAUAUGAACAAGAUUCAUGCAACUGAAUGCGAUCAGUUUGCAGAGGAAAUCGAUCAAUCGAUCGAAGAAAUGUACAAAAAGAUGGAGGUGGCAAAGAAUGAGUUGGCCGAUGCGAAAAUUGUAAAAAGAAACCGUCAAGAAUACCGAAAACUUGUUAAUGUACUAGAAGAAGUACCGUCUCGAGCAGAAACUACACGAAAACUGGGAGAAGUCAAAGAUGACUUGGAACGACAACACGAACGUCAGAAGGUGCUUGAGGCGAAGCUUAUGGAUCGAAGAAAUCAUCUCCAAGCAUUCAUGAUUAUACUCUCCAAUUUUCAGCGUUUUUGUGCAGAAGACGACGACGACGAUGCGGAAGUCAUGUCGAAUCCAGGAGAAGAUGACGAUGCAGCUUCAGUCACCGAAAAACAACAAGAGGAUGAUGUCCGAAAGUAGACAGACGGCCACCACCACGACACACACACGAAAAAAAAAGGAGAAAAGCGGGCGAAAAUACUUUUUCUGUCGAUAAUGAUCUCUAAUGCGAUUCACUUCUCUCACUUUCAAUGAACACUUUUCUCGAACAUUU